AUGGCCGCUGAUGAAGUCAAACAGACAUCUGAGCAGCAAAUGCGUACGCUGCAGUUCAAUGACAAGGUGUCACGGCUUAACCGAGAAUUUAUCCGCCAGCUUCAAGAAUGGUACAGAGUUUACGAACUUGACGAGUACGCUUGCUGGCUUUACGUCGAGGAAGAAGAGAAAUUGCAUGAGAUCGCUGCCAGAGUGAAUCUUCGUUGA
Messenger RNA from Ostertagia ostertagi, 207 nucleotides. The record is from the annotation of a GenBank genome assembly. Lineage: Eukaryota; Metazoa; Nematoda; Chromadorea; Rhabditida; Trichostrongylidae.